This is a messenger RNA of Octopus bimaculoides (California two-spot octopus), 546 nucleotides long. RefSeq names its product piercer of microtubule wall 1 protein. Gene Ontology annotation, biological process: axoneme assembly. Gene Ontology annotation, cellular component: axonemal microtubule. Lineage: Eukaryota; Metazoa; Mollusca; Cephalopoda; Octopoda; Octopodidae. The record is from RefSeq and is a predicted model, not a curated record.
GUUGUGAGUUUCGUUGCUAAGUAACGGACAAUAAAUAAUCGCGAUAUCUCAAGCAAGCUUUGACUCUUUUCAACACAAUGUUAGAAUCAGAAGGGGAAGAAGAUACAAAACCAAAUGAAGUGCCGGAAAUGGUGGAAUGUAAUGGAAACUUAGAGAUUGGUCAAAAAACAUCAGACUACUACAAGACUGUUAAUCUUCCCAAAAAAUUUGAAUAUCCAGUCUGCUUGAAAGGUUAUGGCAGGAAAGAACCUAUAAACCCUCAAUUCAUGACCACCUCCUCAGACUAUGGUUCCAUACCACCAACAAUACACACAGUACCAAAGUGUUUCUAUCCAAAGACACUGCAGUUCACCAAGCAUCUUCAGAAUGCCGGAAUGUAUCGGAAUCGUUCCUUAAAUACAGCUCUGGACAAAAGUUACAUUUAAAUCCAUCAAGGCACUCAUAUUACGUGCCAUGUUUUAAAAUAUGGACGCUGAACAACUAGAAAUUGUUUGUCAGAAUAAUCUCACUUAUCAUGUGGAAAUUUAAUAAAUAAUGAAAAUUUAA